CAUGUUUGUAGAUGGCGGCCGGGGAGAAAGGGUUGGUCCUUCAAGGAAGGAAUUUAGAUUUGUAUCGGUUAUGAAGAGUUUGGAGAUGUCAAAACACGACGAGAGUUCAAUGGACAUAUUAUAAACCACCAGGGAUGCAAUUUAAUGCAUCUAGAACGUCCAUGGUCUCUGAAGUUGGGCCUAUGCUAACCGCCUGUGCAGGUGUGAGUGGCCUAUCAAAUGGGGAAAUGUCUGUCAUGCUGUGAGGCUCCAGGACAGCCCGGUCCUGAUGCCCAGUUCGCUGACCCACGCGCCAUCUCAUCGUCACAGUCCAGGUCAUCCACAGGAUUUGUCUCCGAGUCGAAAGAGCUGAAACGUGCAGCAGCAGUCACAGACACAAACUACGGAACCGGUCGACCGCUUAUAGCGCCAUCAGACAAGAAAAUGUUCACGCAAUACCCAAAACUCCCUCCAAUUAAAAAACAAAGUAAUGGUGAAAGUAAACGAUUGUCACUCAUUUCUAAGGAUUUUCAAGAAUCUAAAGUUAUAGCCAUGUUUGACAUGUACAAAGAUUCAGAUGAUGAUGACAUCAUUUUGGCAGAGGGUGUGGAGAAGUUCUGUGAAGAUCUUGAUGUGAAACCAGAAGAAUAUAUUGUCCUUGUCAUUGCUUGGAAGUUCCAGGCUGAUCAAAUGUGUCGUUUUACCCGCGAUGAAUUUAUUAAUGGUUGUAGGAAUCUCAAAUGUGACUCCCUGAAGAGCAUUCGGUCCAAGUUCCCAGAACUUCUUUCGGAAGUAGAGAACAAGCAGGCCUUCAAGGACCUUUAUCGCUGGACGUACAAAUUCGGCCUUGAUUCUGACACAGGCCAGAGGACUUUGCAGACUGAGAUGGCCAUGAGCUUGUGGAAACUGGUGUUCUCUCAGCACGAGCCACUGCUUCUCGAACAUUGGCUUGAAUUCCUCUCCAAACAUCAGAAUAUUCGAGGCAUUCCAAGAGAUACGUGGGACAUGUUCUUGAACUUCACUGAGCACGUGGGCGAGGAUUUGACCACCUAUGACGACACAGAGGCAUGGCCAAGCCUGUUUGAUGAUUUUGUUGAGUUUGAGAAUGAUCGUCAGAAUCAAAAUGUUAUGACCGACUGAUGUUCGAUGUUCUGUGAUUAUACGAGUGCUUCUGUGUAGUAAUAGUGAUAUAACUGUGUUACUGUCUGGUUGGUCGGGAAAUGGUCAUGUGUUGGUUAUGUAAGCUAAUGUUUUCUUCUCGAGAAAUUAUUCACUUCUUCAAAUUCUUUAUAGCAGAAGAAAUUUACCAUGACUGUAUGAAUGUGGGCUCAAACUGUUUAUCAAUAUCAGGAAUGUUGGUGAUUGGAGAAAACUGAUAAUGUGACCUUUAAUGGAAGCCCCCCAAUUUCACCAUAAGGCCUUUACUCUUGUCUCACUUAACACGACAACUUGUGUUCAUCAGACCAUGCUCAUACCCAACGUCCCACUGGUGGCCUCUUAGCUUUCACUGUCAUUGCCUUCAUCCUCUCAUCGUUGGUUCACCAUCAUCGUCCGAUACUGUCAGCAUGUGUGUGCGCAUGAGAGGUUUACACAACAGAACUGAUUUCAACAGAUUGUAGCAGUAUAGUAGAACAGACUUGAUAUCCACUGUAUUGUUUCCAUUCUAUACUACUCAAAAGAAGUUUAGGAUCACCCGAUGCUUUCAUGUUAAUAUAGUUAAAUCUGUCUUGCCAUGACAGAUUAACUAUAGUAAUAUCAAACUAUUGGGUGACGUUUUUGAGUAGUAUAAUACGAUAAAUACCCUGGAACCAUUUGCUACUUUAGCUCUUUGAGUCGGAGUCUACUAAUGAUGCUAAAAAUAGCUGUCCAGUUAACUCACUGUUACAAGUGAGAAAUUCUGUGUUAAGUUUAAUAGAGAAAGUAACAAUUGAGCGACAUUUCCAAUUUUGAAGUGAAUGGACCCAGCAUAUUUAUCAAAAUAGAAUUGACAUGUAAUGCACUGGAUAAUGGAGGAUGUCUUGAGGAAUAAAUUCGCAGCUAAAUGUUAUCAUGUGCAUGCAAGAAAUGAAUAUUAAAUUGGAGUUAUGAAUAAUCUCAAUGAUAGCGGAAUAUAAAAGCAAAUAGAUAUGUUUUUCCUAUACCCAGGAAUGCCAAGUGGCAGUGAAAUGUGAGGGUAUGAAUUGAAGUGUAAAUGCUCAGGGGGAAUAGCCUGUUUUGCACACAUUUGAUUGGCUGUUGCUCUCUGUGGCUGAAUGGACCUGAUUAAGGGUUAUUUGAUCUGCUGCCCUAGGAUCUUGACUUACAUAAGCGUUGUAAAUCUCUGAUCAUCAACAUCAAUGGCCUACCAAUUUUGACCUGCAGAUUGAUGUUAAUAAGCUGAAUUAAAUUUCCAAUUACGUAGUAAGAACAACCAAACUCUUAAUUCUGGGUUAUUUCUCUCUCACAAAUAAAGCCAGAACCAAGAACUUAAUCCGUGACAGAGCGUCCAUAUUUCCUCACCUUGUUUGUUAUUGUCAAAUUCACUUGUGCAAAUAUGACAGGUCAGCUUAUUCUAAGUUCUAAGGCUCAGUUUGGGAAAUAUAAAUAUGAAGGAAAAGGCAGGAUCCUUUUCAAUGGCUGCUGACCUCAGUAAAAUGAAAUCUGGAUAUUUCUACAGAUGAAUCAUGGUUAUUGCUGUUUCAGCAUUUUUAUAAUUGCACUGUCCUAUUGCAGUUGUAUAAUCUUAGAGCUGACAGGUUUUGUUAAAACCAGAGAUUAGGAUCCGAAAUGAGUGUAUCAUGUCUUCAUGUUGUAGAACUUGCCAAGUUUGGAAGGAGGUUUUUUCUAUGUCUCAGAAGGCAGUUCAAAACCUUAAAGGAUUUCCCCUGUGGGGAUGUAAAGUAGUGAGGGAUCUAGAAGCAGUUGAUUGUGUGUUUCCCUUCAGUUCCUUUCUAGUUUAUCAUGUGAACAGGUAUAUCCUAUUGCUUGACGAUACAUCCAGAAUAAUGUAGAAAUUGCUGCCUUUAUUGUCUUGAUUCGUAAUAUAUGUUUUCUUUAGCUUUCAUCCUGUUAAUAUGAAAUUAUUGUAGCUCACCUGAUCAAAAUGCGCUGUAGAUGCUUGUCAUGGCUUGUUGUCUUUCGUUAACUUUGCUCAUGAACAACUGCUCUGAAACACUUAAAUGGGACGUGUUCCAAAUGAAGAUAAAAAUUUGUUGUUACUGUGAACAUGAUGACAACCUAAAGAAAGGUUCAAUGUUAAUGUCAAGGCAAAUUUGUAAGGGGUCCCAGUUGGCCAUCAUUAGCAAAACUGAUGCAGCUUAUCUGCCCUUCAGCCGCUAGUCUGUAGUCUGUCUCUGGUACAAUUCCUUUUUGUCUAGUAAACUCAGCUAUUAAUAGUCUACAUGCCAAGACUAAUAUUCAGUGAAAAUUUCAGAUGCAAAGUUUUUUUGGCCCUGCUUCAGACCUGUAAGUUCAGUUUCCCACCUAGGUACUGUGUGUGAAGCCCAUUUCUGGUGUCCCCUGCCGGGAUUUUGAUGGAUUAUUGCUAAAAGCGGAGUAAAACAUUUUUACUCACUCACUCAGACCUGUAAGCUUGACAAGGUCAGUAUCAAGUAACUGUCUGUCGCUUUUAGCUACUGGGACAAUCUGUGAAGCUUAGAGAAUAAUAGUCCAUGUGAUAACAUAACAUCAGAUGUGAUGCUGAGAGCAAAUUAAAAAAGAUGUUUUUUGCACAAACUGUUUUAACGAAUACACAAGGCCUUAGCUGCAUUCUCCUCUAUUGUAGUGUCUCCGCUCACUCAGCAGCUUCAGUGUGGCAGUGGACAGAUUCGUGCUUCUUGUCCAUAAAUCAUUCCGACCGUUUGGCAUGUAAGGGUUGUCAUAAGUCACCAUGGUGUGACUGCAUCAUGUACACAGAGCCAGCAUGUCUCACUGGACAUGUUUUGCGUUGUAGGGGCGGUCGGGUGUCCUAGUGGUUAAAGCGUUUGCUUGUCACGCCGAAGACUCAGGUUCAAUUCCCGACAUGGGUACUAUGUGUGAAGCCAAUUUCUGGUGUCCCCCGACGUGAUAUUGCUGGAAUAUUGCUAAAUGCGGCGUAAAACCAUACUCACUCACUCACUUGCUUCGUAAUGAGUAUAUUUAUGCAAGAAGACUAUAACCAAAGUAGCAUGUAGGGUCGGUUGAGCCUGCCCCAUCAGUGUGUGAGGUCUAUUCCUUGUGUCCCUUCACUGUCCAGCUGCUGAGACUGGUGUUAACCCAUAUUCAUUUACUGUGGCCAUGGUAACAUUUGAAUAUAUUCCAUUAUGUUGAUAUGAACUAAUGUGGCAAGAUUAUUUGGCAAGAAACAUGGAGAAAUUAGACCAAUGCACUUCAAGCUGAAACUAGCCAUGCCAAGUUGGAUAUUGUAUUGAGAACAUGAGCAUGCCCAUAAAACCUGAGAUUUUCCUUGCUGUCGGGUUACAUUUAACAGAAGGCAAAAUUGACAAUUUGGUUGGAGUGAGACUUGGAUCAGGCUAAUUUGUUGGCAGUGCCAGCAAAUUUAAAUUCCGCAAACACCCCUUUGUCAGCUAGUUUUAUGACAUACCAAUCUGACCUAAACUGAUCAUGUCUCUGUUUCACAAUUGACACUAAUUCCAAUAGCUGUAGCUAGGUACUUGGUGGGACGUGGUCCUGUGUGCGGCACACAGGUCACAAAUUGGGUAAAGUUUAAAAACAUCGGUCAUGGAGACUCUUUAGCUGGGCAACCGUGUUUGUCCUGAGAGUUUCUAUGGCUUCGGUCCUGCGCCACACUGAAGCACAUGUGUCUCCUUCGACAAGUGACUUUGUUUGAAAUAUGCCUCUGUUCACCCAGCAGUAAAUGGGUACCCAGUAGGAUAAGAUGGUCAUGUGACUGUAAACCUUGUGUUGUAUUCUUCCCAGUUAGCUGAGAAUGAAAACUCGAGUGCACACUGAUCCAUUGACUGGGGUAAUAAUAAUGUACUGUAUUGAGUGGAUUAUUAUUAUUAUUAUUAUUAUUAUUACUAUUAUUAUUAUUAUAGGUUGAGAAUGGUCAUCUGGCAAUGUAGCAAAGUCUCCCUUCAUAGCUGGGUGCGUUUCCUCACUUGGGUUCAGUGUAUGAAGCCAAAUAUUGCUGUCCCAUCAUGAUACGGCUGAAAUAUUGCUGAAGUUCACCUCAUUCACUUCCUGAACAUGCUAAAACUCCAAACUGGCCCAAUAGAACAUUUGAUAGUAAACAUUUGAAUGUAUGCUUUCAAGGUGAGUACCAUACAACGCCGUGUAUGGUGACACCCCAACUGAUGAUUAAGGAGAUUAACACUGCACUUGGACAUCGUUAUAGGUGUUUUACUUUGUAUACAUGGUACAGAAAGUCUCUUUGAAAAUGUGUGCUACAUUCAGCUGUAUUUGUAUAUUGGUUUGUGUGACAAUUUGUUUGUGAUAUUGUACAUGUUAUAUUCUUGUUAUGAGUGAGCUGUAUGGAAGCCUUGAAAUCUGAGAUGGUGUGAGAAUGACCUGGGUGAAGUACAUAUUACUAGGAACGCUUCUUCGUCUUAUGUUGUCAUCAGUUUGCUAAGUAGAUGCCCUUCAUGUCUAGUCACUCUUGCUUGCUCCCUGUUUUGUCUUUAAUUUAAAUUUAUAUUGUAUUAAAAUGUGAUAGUAUAAUCAGUGAUUGGCGAUUGAGUAGUGUCCUUGCUUUGAUGAAUGUGAUAAAUCCACCGUAGUCAAAACUUUUGCUUUUUUGGGGGGGGUCCGUAGGAGUUGUCUCCCUUGAAGUGUAUGCUUUGGGAAUGGAGUAACGUAUUUGUGAAACGUUUGUAAUAUUAAAUUGCACAACUGUCUACUAUUUUCUAUGCAAAAUGGUACACACUGUUCAGUGCUAGGUCCCUAUUUAUUUGAAUGACUAUUUUUAUGGAACCAUUGUGAAGAGAUUGUCAACCCUAGUGACAACAAUUUGGUGCUGAAGUGGACAUGAAUCAGCCUAUUGUUGCCGAGUGUCUGUAUGUUUUGUAACAUUGCGGUUUCAUCAUGUACAUGUACCAUAUUCCUUGUUUUGAUAUUUGUGGAAUUGUCAGAUAAUCAUAUUUACCUUUUAUGGAAAUCUACAGUCUAUCAGCAUGCUCAGUUAUACAUAAGACCAUCAGUAGAAACUUAAGUCCCAUUUAUCCAAAAUCUCACAGCUCAAACUUACAGUAAAGUGCAACAUUUAUGUCUGAUGAGCAGACAUUUUUCUCUAUUUUUCAAAUGGUUUUGAACAGAGCUGUAACCAUGGUAAGAGCUUUGGCGUUUGAAGACAAUUGCCUCAGCUGUCGUUGUAGAUAUUAUAAACCUCUGUCGGAAAUGAAUUUUUCAUGUUA
This is a messenger RNA of Haliotis rufescens (red abalone), 6308 nucleotides long. Its product is annotated as DCN1-like protein 3. Gene Ontology annotation, molecular function: cullin family protein binding; ubiquitin-like protein binding; ubiquitin conjugating enzyme binding. The coding region runs from base 220 to 1119 and encodes 299 amino acids. Gene Ontology annotation, biological process: protein neddylation; positive regulation of ubiquitin-protein transferase activity. The transcript has 2 exons. The record is from RefSeq and is a predicted model, not a curated record. Lineage: Eukaryota; Metazoa; Mollusca; Gastropoda; Lepetellida; Haliotidae. Gene Ontology annotation, cellular component: ubiquitin ligase complex.